AUGCCUAAAAAAAAGACCGGACAGAGAAAAAAAGCUGAGAAACAAAAGCAAAGGCAAAAGGAGAUUCGUAAUGCAAAGGAUCACGUAGACAUAGCACAGCACCCUUGCAACAUGCCUAUGGAAUGUGACAAGUGCCAAAAGAAACAGAAGAGUCGUGCCUUCUGCUACUUCUGUCAAGCACUCCAACGGCUGCCAGCAUGUGCACACUGCGGCAAGGCCUUGGCAUGGUGGGUGCAAUAUGUGAUUUUUGCGAGGCAUGGGUGUGCCAUGGGCGCAAGUGUCUUAAUUCGCAUGCCUGCUCAUGUCCACUUACGGAUGCCGUUUGUCUUGAGUGUGAACGUGGUGUAUGGGAACAUGGUGGGCGCGUAUUUCGCUGCUGUUUCUGUCAGGGUUUUCUAUGUGAAGAUGACCAGUUUGAACACCAGGCUUCGUGCCAAGUGCUGGAGUCGGAAACAUAUAAAUGCCAAUCGUGCAACCGGCCUGGGGCAGUACUCGUGCCUGCGCUGCAAGACGUGCUUCUGCGAGGAGCACGUGCGCCGUCGCGGCACCAAGCUGGACCGGCGCGCCGCCCCGCCCUGCCCCCGCUGCGGCUUCGCCCUGCUGCUAACCGGGGAGCUCAGCAUGUCCACUCGCUCGCACCGCUACGGAAGACAAGGCGCCGCGCUGGCCGACGACGACGACUACAACGCUGGCGGUUACACCGGCUAUGAUGGAGGUACUGAGGGUGGUGAUUACUCGUAUUCAUGCUCAGAUUCUGAGGAGGAGGACGAGGAUGAUGAAGAAGAAGAAGACGAUUCCGAAGAGGAGUCUGAUGAAGACGCGCAGCGCGAAUCAUCCAGUAGCAAGCCUUCAGCU
Messenger RNA from Iphiclides podalirius (scarce swallowtail), 855 nucleotides. The record is from the annotation of a GenBank genome assembly. NCBI's taxonomy places the organism in Eukaryota, Metazoa, Arthropoda, Insecta, Lepidoptera, Papilionidae.